GCUACCCCCGUCCCAGUAUUAUAGGUAGGAGAGCUUUAAAUAUCAGCUUCACCCUCCUUCCUUGAUGAACUUGCUUCUACCAAACAAAAUUCUCUCUACUUUCUCGCUCUAUUUUUCUCGAGAGUCUCUUCGCACGAUCUCUUGAUCUCCUGACUGCGAGCGAUUAUCAUGGCUAAUGAAGUGGUCAUGGUUGAUGAAAUUCCAUUUCCCAAGGAGAUUGUCGCCACAAAGCCCUUGUCGCUCUUGGGUCAUGGAAUUACGGAUAUUGAAAUACACUUUUUACAAAUUAAGUUCACAGCAAUUGGAGUUUAUUUGGAACCCAAAAUUGUGAACCAUCUACAGCAAUGGAAGGGGAAACCUGAAAAAGCCCUCGCUGAGGAUGAUGGCUUCUUUGAUGCGCUUAUAUCUGCUCCAGUAGAGAAAUUUCUACGAAUCGUGGUGAUUAAGGAGAUCAAGGGGUCCCAAUAUGGGGUGCAGCUAGAGAGCGCAGUGAGGGAUCGAUUGGCUGCCGAUGAUAAGUAUGAAGAGGAGGAGGAGGCAGCCUUGGAGACACUCGUUGAGUUUUUCCAGUCUAAAUAUUUGAAGAAAAAUUCCAUCAUCACAUUUCAUUUUUCAGCAACUUCUGCCACUGCCGAGGUUGCUUUUUCGACUGAAGGGAAGGAGUCGUCGAAAAUAAAGGUGGAGAACGCAAACGUGGUUGAGAUGAUCCAGAAAUGGUACUUGGGAGGAACUAGAGGGGUGUCUCAGACAACCAUAUCCUCCUUAGCUAAUACCCUCUCUGCCGAGUUAUCUAUCUAAAUGAAAUGAACAUUCAUCAUUUUGUUCAUUUCUAGCUAGCUAAUUAAUUACGUCUUAUAUGCAUGGGUUGAUUUUGGUGCUGCUACCUACCUACCUACCUACCUAGCUUCAUGUUAAUUAUAUAUGCUCGAUCGAUCGCUCGCCUGAUCAUUUGGAACUUUUGUCCCUCGACUGCAAAAGCCUAGCUGCUUGGUUUGCUUGAUCUAUAUGAAUAAGAUGCUUUUUUUUUUU
Molecule: messenger RNA, 1029 nt
Organism: Juglans microcarpa x Juglans regia
Lineage: Eukaryota; Viridiplantae; Streptophyta; Magnoliopsida; Fagales; Juglandaceae
Product: probable chalcone--flavonone isomerase 3
Exons: 5
Coding region: 169-798 (209 amino acids)
Molecular function (GO): intramolecular lyase activity
Source: RefSeq, a predicted model, not a curated record